AUGGCGGCAUUCGUGUUCCAGACCCCCUCGUGUCUCGCCUCCCCACCUUCAGCGACCGCUCCCGCUGCCGCCGCCGCUUUCCCGCCGAAGGAUCGCCUGGUGAUUUCGCCGAGCUGGCGAACUUUCGCACAGCCGCCACGGAUUGGGCGACUGAGUUCGCGACAGCACGGCAAUGACGAGACUGGACGUGGCUCUGAUCGGACGGCGCGGGUUGGUCGCGUGAGGGGCGGCGGUGAUUUGAAGGCGAGAUGCCUGGGGAGGAGAGCAGAAGGGGAGGAGAGAGCUGACGUGGCAGAUAAGGGGGAGACAGCUCAGCUGGAAAAAUCGCUUCUGGCGAACCAAUCUGUGGCUGCCACGUGUAUCAACACCAUUCGCAUGCUGGUGGUGGACGCGGUCAACGCGGUCAACGCGGGUCACCCCGGGUCCGCAAUGGGGCUGGCGCCACUUGGCGCGCUGCUAUUCGCCGAGGAGAUGCGCUUCGACCCCACCGAUCCCGCGUGGCCCAAUCGCGACCGCUUCAUCCUGAGCAACGGCCACGUGUGCCUGCUGCAGUACUGUUUACUCCACUUGACGGGAUAUAAUCUCCAGAUGGAGGGCCUGAAGCGGCUGGCAAAGCUGGGGAGCAAGACGCCAGGCCACCCGGAGAACACACUCACGCCAGGGAUAGAGGUCACCACAGGCCCGCUGGGGCAGGGCUUUGCGAAUGCGGUGGGGGUGGCGGCAGCAGAGGCGCACCUGGCUGCUCGCCUCAACACCGUUGACUUCCCUGACCUCAUUGACCACCACACGUUCGUUGUAUUUGGCGAUGGCUGUGCGAUGGAGGGUGUGGUGAACGAGGCAGCGUCGCUGGCAGGCCACUGGGGGCUGGGCAAGCUAAUCGCCUUCUACGACUCCAACCAGGUCACCAUAGACGGCAGCACGGACCUCGCCUUCUCAGAGGACGUCAUGGGCCGCUUCGACGCACUGAGGUGGCACGUGCAGCGGAUCACACUGCACGACGCCGCCGACCUGGAAGCUCUUCGCACCGCCAUACAAGCCGCCAAGAAGGAAACCCACCGGCCAUCGGUCAUCCAAGUGGACACAGUAAUCGGGUUCGGCUCCCCCAAGAAGCAGGGCACGAGUGCGGCCCACCAUGGGGCGUUUGGGUCCGAGGAGACUAAAGCCAUAAAGAAGGAGCUGCACUGGCCUUACAGCGAGCCUUUUACUGUUCCUGAGGAGGUGUACAGGGCCAUGCAAAAGGCGGCUGCGCGCGGCCAAUCAGUGGCUGCCAGCUGGAGGGAUCGGGCGGCGCAGUACCGCCAACGCCACCCGGACCGGGCGGCGCUUUUGGACGCACUCACAUUGCCUGGGCGGCUGCCAGCUGGCUGGGAGGACUCAUUGCCGCACUUCCAACCAUCAACUCCUCCCGAUGCCACGCGUGGUUACUCUGAAGCGUGUCUCAACGCCCUCGUGCACUCGCUGCCCAACCUGCUGGGCGGCAGUGCUGACCUGGCAUCCUCCAAUAAGGUGGCCUUUCACGGGCUUCCGGACUUCUCCCGGGAGUGCUUUGAGGGCCGCAACUUCCACUACGGCGUGCGCGAGCAUGCCAUGGCUGCCAUCAGCAACGGCCUUGCCCUGCACUCACGGGCGCUCAUACCAGUGGCAGCCACCUUCCUCGUCUUUUCCGACUAUAUGCGGCCGGCGCUGCGCCUCGCCGCCCUCUCCGCCGCCCGUGUGCUCUUUGUCUUUACCCAUGACUCCAUCGGGCUGGGGGAGGACGGCCCCACGCACCAGCCAGUGGAGCACCUGCCAUCCCUCCGGGCAAUCCCCAACCUCCACGUCAUCCGCCCCGGCGACGCCACCGAGACAGCUGGCGCCUACGUGGCGGCGAUCCGGCGCAGCGUGGGGCCCACCGCGAUCCUGCUGUCCCGUCAGAAGCUGACAGCUCAGCUCCGGGGGUCGUGCAGGGAGGGGGUGUUGAGGGGGGGAUAUGUGCUGGGAGGGGAGGGGAGGGAAGAAGAGGAGGAGGGGGAGGGAGGAGAAGGUGGAUUGGAUUUGAUUCUAAUUGGGUCAGGAUCGGAGCUGGUGCUCUGCCAGGAAGCUGCUGAGAAGCUUCGCCAGGAAGGGUACAGCGUGCGGGUGGUGUCGCUCCCCUGCUGGGAGCUGUUCAGGCAGCAGCCUCGGGAGUAUCGGGACGCUGUGCUGCCGCCACGUGUCACCAAACGACUGGCUGUUGAGGCUGCUCGCUCCCAGUCCAUUGCUCGCAUCCCCUCCUCCCACACCCCUCCUCCCACACCCACACGUCCUCAACCCAUCCUCACCCCAUCCUCCUCACCCCAUCCUCACCCCAUCCUCACCCCAUCCUCACCCCAUCCUCACCCCAUCCUCACCCCAUCCUCACCCCAUCCUCACCCCAUCCUCACCCUAUCCUCCUCUGCCCACACACCUUCUCCCAGACCCUUCUUCCCGCACACCCUUUCCUCCGUUGUACCCCUCAACCCACGCCCCUCCUCCCACACUUCUUACUCCACACACCCGUUCCACUCCAUCUCCUUGCACUCCCUCCCGCACACUCCUCUCUCUUCCCCUCUGCUCCCCACACUCCCACUUCCUCACCCUCCUUGCUCAUUCCCCUUCCCUGCCCUGAACCUAGCCCGUUUUACUCAGAUGACGUACCAGCCAGGAUCAGAGUGCAUUGUGCCAUGCGAGGGGCAAGGGAGCGAGGGGCAAGGGAGCGAGGGGCAAGGGAGCGAGGGGCAAGGGAGCGAGGGGCAAGGGAGCGAGGGGCAAGGGAGGGAGGGGCAAGGGAGCGAGGGGCAAGGGAGCGAGGGGCAAGGGAGCGAGGGGCAAGGGAGCGAGGGGCAAGGGAGCGAGGGGCAAGGGAGCGAGGAGCAAGGGAGCGAGGGGCAAGGGAGCGAGGGGCAAGGGAGCGAGGAGCAAGGGAGCGAGGAGCAAGGGAGCGAGGAGCAAGGGAGCGAGGAGCAAGGGAGCGAGGAGAAAGGGAGCGAGGAGCAAGGGAGCGAGGAGCAAGGGAGCGAGGAGCAAGGGAGCGAGGAGCAAGGGAGCGAGGAGCAAGGGAGCGAGGAGCAAGGGAGCGAGGGGCAAGGGAGUGAGGAGAAAGGGAGCGAGGGGCAAGGGAGCGAGGAGCAAGGGAGCGAGGGGCAAGGGAGCGAGGAGCAAGGGAGCGAGGGGCAAGGGAGCGAGGAGAAAGGGAGCCACGGAGCGACACUAAAGGCGUAG
This is a messenger RNA of Closterium sp. Naga37s-1, 3219 nucleotides long. Lineage: Eukaryota; Viridiplantae; Streptophyta; Zygnematophyceae; Desmidiales; Closteriaceae. The record is from the annotation of a GenBank genome assembly.